AUGUGCGUCAACAUAAAGUCCAAGUCGGUCGUCGGGGCAGCCGAUAGUGACAACAAGGGCAUGUCGGCCCUUCGCAGCGAUCUCCACCACGUCCCUCGCGAAAAGCCGCCGUUCACCCUCGGUGACCUGAAGAGAGCCAUUCCUCCCCACUGCUUCCGCCACUCCCUCCUCCGGCCGAUGGCCCGGCGCCUUGCCGCUUGGCCAUCCUACUUCUUCCUCCAGGGUUGCCUCCUCAUCGGCGUCCGGGUCAUUGCCCCCGAGUGUGGCCACGGAGCCUUCGGUGACCAUCGCCUUGUGAACGACGCCGUCGGGUUCCUCCUCCACAUGGCCCUCCUCGUUCCGUACUUCUCCCGGAAGGAUAGCCACUGCCGCCACCAUGCCAACACCAGCUCGCUUGAUCGCGACGAGGUGUUUGCGCCCUGCCCCAAAGAGAAGGUACGGUGGUACUAUAGGUGGUUCAACAACCCGCCCGCCCGGGUCUUCACUAUUGUGGCCGUGUUGCUCGCCGAUUGGCCCUUUUAUGUGAGCGUGAACGCAUCAGGCCGGCUGUAUGACCGGUUCGCCAGCCACUUCAACUCGUUCUGCGAGAUAUUCUCCGACGGGGAGAGGGUCCAUGUCCCGGUCUCAGACUUGGCGGUGAUGGUCGCCACCUACGCAUCCCCUACAACGUCGCGGCGAAAGGGGUAUUAUGGCUAAUGUGUAUGUACGGAGG
Messenger RNA from Rhodamnia argentea, 712 nucleotides. Its product is annotated as delta(12)-acyl-lipid-desaturase-like. Lineage: Eukaryota; Viridiplantae; Streptophyta; Magnoliopsida; Myrtales; Myrtaceae. Gene Ontology annotation, molecular function: oxidoreductase activity. The coding region runs from base 1 to 696 and encodes 231 amino acids. Gene Ontology annotation, biological process: lipid metabolic process. The transcript has 2 exons. The record is from RefSeq and is a predicted model, not a curated record.